Messenger RNA from Globicephala melas (long-finned pilot whale), 3812 nucleotides. RefSeq names its product EPH receptor A2 (gene EPHA2). Gene Ontology annotation, molecular function: ATP binding; transmembrane-ephrin receptor activity; protein binding. Gene Ontology annotation, biological process: axon guidance; protein phosphorylation; ephrin receptor signaling pathway. Gene Ontology annotation, cellular component: plasma membrane; dendrite. Lineage: Eukaryota; Metazoa; Chordata; Mammalia; Artiodactyla; Delphinidae. The record is from RefSeq and is a predicted model, not a curated record.
CGCAGGCGGCAGGAGGGAGCCGGACAUCGAGGCCUGCGCGCGGGCGUGCGGGAGCCGGGCACGGAGAACCGGGCUGAGAGCAAGGAGCGCGACAUGGAGCGUCUGGCACCCCGCGCCUGCCUCGCCCUGCUGUGGGGCUGCCUGCUGGCCGCGGCUGCCGCGGCGCAGGGCAAGGAAGUCGUCCUGUUGGACUUUGCUGCAGCUAAAGGGGAACUCGGCUGGCUCACACACCCAUAUGGCAAAGGGUGGGACCUCAUGCAGAACAUCAUGGACGACAUGCCCAUCUACAUGUACUCCGUGUGCAAUGUGGUGGCCAGCGACCAGGACAACUGGCUCCGCACCAACUGGGUAUACCGCGGUGAGGCCGAGCGCAUCUUCAUCGAGCUCAAGUUCACCGUGCGUGACUGCAAUAGCUUCCCUGGGGGCGCGAGCUCCUGCAAGGAAACCUUCAACCUCUACUACGCCGAGUCUGACGUGGACUAUGGUACCAACUUCCAGAAGCGCCAGUUCACCAAGAUCGACACCAUCGCGCCCGACGAGAUCACGGUCAGCAGCGACUUCGAAGCACGCCACGUGAAGCUGAACGUGGAGGAACGCUCCGUGGGGCCGCUCAGCCGCAAGGGCUUCUACCUGGCCUUUCAGGACAUUGGUGCCUGCGUGGCACUGCUCUCUGUCCGCGUCUACUACAAGAAGUGUCCCAAGCUGCUGAAGGGGCUGGCCCGCUUCCCCGAGACCAUCGCGGGCUCCGACGCGCCCUCCCUGGCCAUCGUGGAUGGCACCUGCCUGGACCACGCUGUGGUGCCGCCCGGGGGUGAGGAGCCCCGCAUGCACUGCGCAGUGGAUGGCGAGUGGCUAGUGCUCAUUGGCCAGUGCCUGUGCGAAGCAGGCUACGAGAAGGUGGAGGACGCCUGCCAGGCCUGCUCGCCGGGAUUCUUCAAGUCCGAGGCAUCCGAGAGCCCCUGUCUGGAGUGCCCCCCACACACCCUGCCGUCCUCCGAGGGGGCCACCGCCUGCGAGUGUGAGGAAGGCUAUUUCCGGGCCCCGCAGGACCCACUUUCACUGCUCUGCACGCGCCCGCCCUCCGCCCCGCACUACCUCACGGCUGUGGGCAUGGGCGCCAAAGUGGAGCUGCGCUGGACGCCCCCCCAGGACAACGGGGGCCGCGAGGACAUCACCUACACUGUCACCUGCGAGCAGUGCUGGCCCGAGUCAGGCGAGUGCGGUCCCUGCGAGGCCAGCGUGCGCUACUCGGAGCCACCGCACGGGCUGACCCGCACCAGCGUGACAGUCAGCGACCUGGAGCCCCAUAUGAACUACACCUUCACCGUAGAGGCCCGCAACGGCGUCUCGGACCUGGUGACCAGCCGCAGCUUCCUCACUGCCAGCGUCAGCAUCAACCAGACAGAGCCCCCCAAGGUGAAGCUGGAGGACCGCAGCACCACCUCGCUGAGCGUCUCCUGGAGCAUUCCUCCACCGCAGCAGAGCCGCGUGUGGAAGUACGAGGUCACCUACCGCAAGAAGGGGGACUCCAACAGCUACAACGUGCGCCGCACUGAAGGCUUCUCCGUGACCCUGGAUGACCUGGCUCCGGACACCAUCUACCUGGUCCAGGUGCAGGCGCUGACGCAGGAGGGCCAGGGUGCUGGCAGCAAGGUGCACGAGUUCCAGACACUGUCCGUGGAAGGAUCUAGCAACAUGGCAGUGAUUGGUGGUUUGGCCGUUGGUGUGGUCUUGCUUCUGGUGCUGGCAGGAAUUGGCUUCUUCAUCCACCGCAGGAGGAAGAGCCUGCGGACACGCCAGUCCUCGGAAGACGUUUACUUUUCCAAGUCAGAACAACUGAAGCCCCUGAAGACAUACGUGGACCCACACACAUACGAAGACCCCAACCAGGCUGUGCUCAAGUUCACCACCGAGAUCCAUCCGUCCAGUGUCACGCGGCAGAAGGUGAUCGGAGCAGGAGAGUUUGGGGAGGUGUACAAGGGCACGCUGAAGGUGUCGGUCAAGAAGGAGGUCCCCGUGGCCAUCAAGACGCUGAAAGCCGGCUACACAGAGAAGCAGCGGGUGGACUUUCUCAGCGAGGCCAGCAUCAUGGGCCAGUUCAGCCACCACAACAUCAUCCGCCUGGAGGGCGUCGUCUCCAAAUACAAGCCCAUGAUGAUCAUCGCCGAAUACAUGGAGAACGGGGCUCUGGACAAGUUCCUUCGGGAGAAGGAUGGCGAGUUCAGCGUGCUGCAGCUGGUGGGCAUGCUGCGGGGCAUCGCGGCCGGCAUGAAGUACCUGGCCAACAUGAACUACGUCCACCGCGACCUGGCUGCCCGCAACAUCCUCGUCAACAGCAACCUGGUCUGCAAGGUGUCUGACUUCGGCCUGUCCCGUGUGCUGGAGGACGACCCCGAGGCCACCUACACCACCAGUGGUGGCAAGAUCCCGAUCCGCUGGACGGCUCCAGAGGCCAUCUCCUACCGCAAGUUCACCUCCGCCAGCGACGUGUGGAGCUAUGGCAUCGUCAUGUGGGAAGUGAUGACGUACGGCGAGCGGCCCUACUGGGAGCUGUCGAACCACGAGGUGAUGAAGGCCAUUAAUGACGGCUUCCGGCUUCCCACACCCAUGGACUGCCCCUCCGCCAUCUACCAGCUCAUGAUGCAGUGCUGGCAGCAGGAGCGCGCCCGCCGCCCCAAGUUCGCCGACAUUGUCAGCAUCUUGGACAAGCUCAUCCGCGCCCCCGAAUCCCUCAAGACCCUGGCUGACUUCGACCCCCGGGUGUCCAUCCGGCUGCCCAGCACCAGUGGCUCAGAGGGUGUGCCCUUCCGCACGGUGUCCGAGUGGCUGGAAUCCAUCAAGAUGCAGCAGUACACUGAGCACUUCCUGGCGGCCGGCUACACGGCCAUCGAGAAGGUGGUGCAGAUGACCAACGACGACAUCAAGAGGAUUGGGGUGCGGCUGCCCGGCCACCAGAAGCGCAUUGCCUACAGCCUGCUGGGCCUCAAGGACCAGGUGAACACAGUGGGGAUCCCCAUCUGAGCCCUGACAGACCUCGUGACCCCCUCAGCUAAGAAUACUUGAAGAAACAGACUGGCUUUCCUGCCAGCUCCAUGCUGGGCCACCAGGGACCUUAUUUAUUUCUAGUCCUUCUUUACUGAUGCCACCCUGAGGGCUCUGCUGGGGGGUCUUGGACGAUACCUUGGCCUGAGCUGAGGAGAUGCUCAGGGACCUUGGGCAGGGGGGCCUCUUCACCUACAAAGGACAGACAGCCAAGCACUUAGCGGUCACCAUCGUGUUCCCAGCAUCCCCUGGGGCAGGAGCCCCGCCAAGGCCUUUGGACACACACGUGGGACAUUGCUAAACUGACCUCCCCUUCGCCGUCUCAGGAGGUGGGGCGGUCAGCCUGCAGCAGUCACAGGAGCAGGGUACCUCACGAGAAGAGGACAAACGGCAAAGUCAGCUGGGCAAGCCCCACAGCGGUUCUCCCGUCCCUCUAGUGCCUUCCUCAGCCCCCCAGGCCCCAUCCUCAGCCCCCACGGGCCAAACACUUGCUUCCUCGGGGCCCUCACAGGAUGCUUGGUUGUGUGGAGGGUUUUUUUUUUUUUAAAUAUAUAUUUUGUACUUUGUGGAGAGAAUGUGUGUGUGACAGGGGCCCGGCUAGGACUGGGGGCAGACAAUGGCCUGUGUCAGACAUUCCCAGGCUGGGGGCUGGCCCAUCCGGCCUCUCACCCCUUUAGACAACAUUUUCUACUCUGUCAGUAUUAAUGAUUUUGUUCUGUUGCGUAUUUUUCUUCGAACCUUAAUUUAUUAUUAUUUUUUUUAUAUUUAUU